AUGAGGCGGCGUGGAGGCGGUCCCGCCCUCCUAAACAGCGCCAGCCCCUGGGCGAGCACAUCCGCGGACCUUCUCUCCCUCUACCUCUCGCCCUUCACCGGCGGCGUAACAACACGCACCUCCCUCCUCCCCACACCAUUCCCGCACGACCCACGAAUCCACCAGCACCACCUCUUCUCCACCAGCAGCGUGAACACAUACGGCUACUCGCCCUCUCCACUGACCUCGUACCUCUCGUGGAUCCGCGAGAUAGUGCGCGGCACUGGCGCACCGCAGACGAAGCCGUUUAUCGUCUCUAUCACCGGCGGCGCAGACGCGGUAGCGGCCGGCGUCCACGAGAUCGCCACGUUCGCCGCUACCCACAACCUGCGCUUGUUCGCGGAGAUAAACCUCUCCUGCCCUAACAUCCCGGGCGCCCCGCCGCCCGCGUACUCAGCCGAGGGGCUGGGGUCGUAUCUGCAGCUACUACCGGAGCAGAUGGGAGUUCCAGUGGGCAUCAAGCUCCCGCCGUUCACAUACCCCGCGCAGUUCGACGCGGUACUCGACGUAGUGGCGCGGUACCCGGCGGCGCUGUCGUUCAUUACCGCCACGAACUCGCUCGGCGGCGCGCUGCACCUGUCCGCGCCGCCGUCGCUCAGCGUCGAUGGCGGGAAAAGGAUCUGGCAGCCCACGCUGUCGUCACCCGCCGGGACCGGAGUGGGAGGGCUGGCCGGGGAGGCGAUUCAUUGGCUUGCUGUUGGGAAUGUGGACAGUCUUAGGAGGGGCCUGGAUGAGAGGGGGUUGGGGGGCGUGGUGGUGAUAGGUGUGGGAGGCGUGGGGGAUAGGGACGGGAUGGUUAGGAUGCUGACGGUGGGCGCGGGCGCGGUGGGAGUGGCGACGGCGCUGGGGAGGGAGGGGGUGGAGGUGUUUGAGAGGAUCUUGAUGGGGGACGCGGCGGUGGGGGAGGGGGAGUGGUGCACGUGA
Molecule: messenger RNA, 963 nt
Organism: Tricharina praecox
Lineage: Eukaryota; Fungi; Ascomycota; Pezizomycetes; Pezizales; Pyronemataceae
Exons: 2
Coding region: 1-963 (320 amino acids)
Biological process (GO): UMP biosynthetic process; 'de novo' pyrimidine nucleobase biosynthetic process
Cellular component (GO): cytoplasm
Molecular function (GO): dihydroorotate dehydrogenase activity
Source: RefSeq, a predicted model, not a curated record